AACAACUGGGCGGGGCUGGUCAAAGAAGGCAGCGUAGGUGGGCUUUGGGGUGUUUUGUUUUUUUUACACCAAAGCUGAGCAGUUCAAAGUGAUACCCAGUGAGGAGGAGGACUGAACUCCGCGCUGGGAGAAACCUCGGGGUGAAAGAGCCAGAGACCAAGGAUCCAAACGCGCCAUGCUCUUCGGUUGGGGCGACGGCUCCUACGGGCAGCUGGGCUCGGGCGAGGAAGGGGCUUCCCAGCCGGUUCCUCUCCGUUGCAAUCCGCUAGCGGUUGGCGGGCAAGAAGUGGCCCUGGUGGCUUGCGGGGAGCGGCACACGCUGCUGCUCCUGGCCGACGGGAGCCUGGCAUCUUGCGGAGACAACACCCAGGGACAGCUGGGGAGGAAGCUCCCCGAGGGACUGGAGCGAUGCUACCUGCCAGAACCAAUCCAAGCCUUGGAAGCCCAGACUAUCAUCCACAUAAGCUGUGGAAAGGAGCAUUCAUUGGCCAUCAGCAGCCAAGGGAAGGUAUUUUCAUGGGGAGCUGGUGGUUUUGGACAGCUUGGCACUGGGACGCUAAAGGAUUCUUCAACUCCAGAGAAAAUAGAUUCUUUAUCUAUGUACAAUGUUAUACAAGUUGCUUGUGGACACUAUCACUCUAUAGCACUUACCAAAGAUGGCCGAAUUUUUUCCUGGGGACAGAACAGCCAUGGUCAGCUGGGUCUUGGUAAAAAAUUUCCAUCCCAGUCUAAACCGUGUAACAUUUCCUCUCUUGCUGGCAUCCCCUUGGCUCAGGUGGCUGCUGGUGGGGCACACAGCUUUGUCUUGUCUCAUUCUGGAGUAGCCUAUGGCUGGGGAAGGAACAAUGCACAUCAGUUGGGUUUAAACCAGAAAACUUCAAAAGAACAGAUCUUCAAACCUUACUCAGUAGGUACCCUGAGAAACCUUGAAGUGACUUAUAUUAGCUGCGGAGAUGAACAUACAGCUGUUCUCACCAAGAGUGGCAGUGUUUUCACCUUUGGAGAUGACAGUGCUGGACAACUAGGACACAACUCUUCAAAGACUGGUCCUCAGAAAAUCGAUGAGAUUGAUGAUCGAGUUUCCCACAUUUCCUGUGGAAGUUAUCACACUCUUUGUGUCUCUGCGUCUGGGCUGUUGUGGUCUUUUGGACGUGGUCCCCUGCAGGAUAAGGAAAGUUCGGCAUCGGAGAGCAGACAGGAAGAAAGAAACUGUGUUGACCUCAAUGCUCUUCUGGACCCUAAUGAAUUGUUGGGAGUCCAAGUUUUUGCUGGAGCAUAUGUCAACUUUGUCAAUAUAUUUCAGGCUUCUGCGUCUGCUAAUGCAGCCACCUCUUUGGAAGUCUUGCCUAGGAUCAGUCAACUGGACAGAGGAUUGAUUGAGAAAUGGAAGUCAGCAGAAAUAGGAAGUGAAGCACAGCAGAAUGCUAUAAGGGAGAUAAAAGAAAUUUUUUCCUCACCUCCUUGCUUAACAGCAAGCUUUUUACAAACAAGAUCUGAUGUGUCAAUGGACUGUUAUAUCCCAGUGAAUCUGCAAGAAGCAAGAGAAGUUUUGAAGGAACUUGCUACGACAGAUUGGAUUGCUCAGCAGAUCGAUUUUUCUGUAUUGGACGACCUGACUUCUGCUCUUCCAUGGGAUACUCCUUACCAAGAAGCUCUUGCUAUUUUUCUUCUGGUGCCUGAGUGCUGUGUUGCUCUUGAAGCACAGAGUAUACCGACGCUAGCUUUUAUGUUUGCAGAAGAUGUUAAUAGUCUGAGGGAGGACUGUUCCAGCAUUCUAGUGUGUCAAGUAGUAAAUGAACACCGAGUACCGGACAACAUUUUCGCAUCAAAAUAUGUCGAGUACCAAAUUCGACAAGUUUUGAAGCUGUCGGAAAAUUAUUGGUCCUUGUUGCCCGGUCCGUUUUUAGAGCAAAUCGUUCAAAUGUUGAAGACAUUUGUGUCAGGCAUGUUGUCUUGUUUUAAACAUUUCCCCAGAGACAAGUCAUUGCGUGAUACCCUCGAAGUGCUUAAAAAGCUGUAUAAGGUCAACAUGAAGGCUGAAUGCCAACUGCAAACAAGUACUUUCUGCAUAGACGAAAUUGCUCAAAAAAUUGACCUAAGAGAAGAUUAUUGGAAUUUACAGGGAGACAUUACUGUCCCAGAAGCGAAGUUAAUCUCUUUCUGCCGUUUUCCUUUCGUCUACAACGUAGCAACCAAGAGGGAAAUACUUUAUUAUGGGUCCUCUGAAGAACAAAGGAUAUUAAAAAUAACACGUCGUUAUGACCCUCCAGAAUCCCCUUUCUUGACUCUGGACGUGCGACGCCCCUUUCUCGUUGAAGACACCUGGCACAAGCUUAGUAUAACGAAGGAUACCAACCUGAAAAAGCAACUGCUGGUUCAAUUUGAAAAUGAAAUGCCUUAUUUUGGAGAUAAAGGUUUCGUGGUGGAAUUCUUUUCAGAGAUGUUUGAGAAGGUGGUACAGCCAGAAUAUGGGAUGUUUAUGUAUUGUGAACCCUCUUCCCCAAUGUGGUUUCCUCCCAAGCCUUCUGUGGAGAAGAAUAAAUAUCACCUUUUUGGUAUUCUCUGGGGACUCUCAAUAGCCAACCAAGUCACUGCCUACCUACCUUUCCCACUUGCUCUCUUUAAAAAGCUGCUUAACAAGAAGCCAACUCUCAGUGAUAUGAAAGAGCUAAGCCCUGUCCUAGGAAGGAGUUUGCAGAGAGUUCUCGAGUAUGAACAUGAUGAUAUGGAAGAUGCGUUUGAUCUAUCUUAUUGUAUUUCCUGGGACAGCAUGGAUGUAGACUUGAUUGAAAAUGGCAUUUUGACAGCUGUAAACCAGGCCAAUAAGAAAGACUAUGUUGACAAAUACGUGGAUUAUAUAUUCAACAAAUCAGUGGAUGAUGUUUUUAGUGAGUUCAGGAGAGGAUUUUACAAAGUCCUGUGUGAAGAGCUAGUUGGCAUCUUUGAGCCUGAACAACUAAUGGAAGUGACAAUUGGAAAUGCCAAUUAUGACUGGGAUUUGUACGAAAAGAAUGCUCAGUAUUUGGGCAUAUACAGCUCAACGCACCCAACCAUAAAGAUGUUCUGGGAAGUUUUUCAUAAGCUGAGUUUGGAGGAUAAAAAAAAUUUUCUGGUGUUUUUGGCAGGAAACGACAGGAUCCCUGUGACAGGAAUGCCACCUUGGAAGAUUUCCUCCCCUAAUUUGCCCUCCGAGGAUUUUAUGCCUGAGGCUGACACCUGCUUCCAUUUUUUAUUGCUGCCCAUUUACUCAACAAAACAAAAACUGGAGGAGAAGCUUCUCCAAGCUAUCCGCAACAAUCGUGGCUUUGGGAGAUUUGUCUGAGUCUGAAACCGGAGCUUGAAGAUGCCACCUUGGAAGCUGUAGCCUUCGUUUGACCACAGAUGGGAGAAGAGAUUGUUGCAAGGGGUUUGGGUUAGAUGACUGUUCCAUGAUUUUCUUGCUUGAUUUAGAAAUUAAAAGUUACCUAAAUAUAUAGUACUUUAAAAAAUAUGCUGUUUUGUCUACCAUGUAAUUAGAUUGGGUCAAUAGGUUCCUUUUAAUGAUGUAAAAACAAAAAAUUGAGGUUGUGUGUUAUUAUCUCUAUGCUACUGCACCAAAGAGCCAGUGCUUUUCUGUUUCUUUCCCCCUUUCCCUUAACCUUUUUCCUUUUCCCCUCCACAUCCCCA
Molecule: messenger RNA, 3666 nt
Organism: Thamnophis elegans (Western terrestrial garter snake)
Lineage: Eukaryota; Metazoa; Chordata; Lepidosauria; Squamata; Natricidae
Product: probable E3 ubiquitin-protein ligase HERC6
Exons: 24
Coding region: 176-3322 (1048 amino acids)
Biological process (GO): ubiquitin-dependent protein catabolic process; protein ubiquitination
Molecular function (GO): ubiquitin protein ligase activity
Source: RefSeq, a predicted model, not a curated record